Molecule: messenger RNA, 2364 nt
Organism: Drosophila innubila
Lineage: Eukaryota; Metazoa; Arthropoda; Insecta; Diptera; Drosophilidae
Gene: Rbpn-5
Product: rab GTPase-binding effector protein 1
Exons: 6
Coding region: 88-2019 (643 amino acids)
Biological process (GO): endocytosis
Cellular component (GO): intracellular membrane-bounded organelle
Molecular function (GO): metal ion binding; GTPase activator activity
Source: RefSeq, a predicted model, not a curated record
UCACCUCUAACUGGAAGGCUUUGCAGCCCUGGUAUAAACUAAACAUAGUUGUUGUUUUUCCGUUUGCCUUACCCAAAUUAUUGUAAAAUGGAAGAGAACGAGAGCACAUCGGAUGCUAAGAAUGACGUCUCGAAUGGCGAUGAUGACGCGACAUACCAGCGUAAAUUGGAGCUGCUCCAAACAGAUAUGCGCAAAAUGCAGAACGAGUUCAAUACGCAGCGGGCGAAAAUGAAGGAGCUCUAUAUGCAGAAGGAGGCGGAGAGGAAGCAGCUGCAAGAGGAAUUGGAUGAGCUCAAGACACACGUAAUGGUCGCUGACCUAAAAUCCGAGAACGAAAUGCAGCUAAAGGAUAUUAGAGCUCAGGAGGAGAUAUCCUCGUUGCAGCAGCUCGUGCAGGAUACAAUUGAGGAGUCGGCCACGUACAAAGCGGAAUUGGAGCGCGUCAAACUGGAGCAGCUACGCCAGCAACAGCAGCAGCUUCAUCAGAUGCAGAUGCAGCAACCAGCUGAGCAAUCUGGCGGUUUGGCGCCACAUGUCUUGAAUCAGGUGAAGAAGACGCUGGGAUCCGUUCGGAAGCUGGGCAGCGAUUCGUUGAACAACAGCUUUCAGCAGGAGUCUCCUGAAGGAAGUUUGCGCGGCAUAGCCAAGAAUAAUGUCAAACAAUAUGCUGCCGAGGAUGCUGAAAUGAUGCACUCAAUAGUCGAGCAACUGCAGGAGGAAAUGAAGGCCCUCAAGGAAAAGUUGCGCGAAACAGACGAGCAGUUGCAGGCCAAAUCCGUCAUGGCAGAUCACAAUCAGGAGGCAACCUCAACAAAAAACGAGGAUGGAGAUGCCAUACACAAGUCGACGUCUACUGAUUUGAUAGUAUCCACUUGCAGUUCCUGUAGCACAUUGGAACAGCAUUCAGAAGAGCUGAGUGAACGUGUCAAACAGCAGAAAAAACAGCUGGAUGCCAUACAGAAACAACUUGUUGAAUCACGGGAGCAAUUAAGCAAGGAGGCAGCACUGCGAAAUGAUCUGGAGAAUCAGUGGCAAGCGAAACGGGAGGCCCACAAGAGCGAAGUACAAAACCUGCGCGAGCAGAGCAAAAAUAACGAGUAUCAACUUUUAAACAUGCAACAAAAGUUCCUCGAGACCAAGGAGGAGGUCAUGCGGCAAUUGCAGCGUGUAACCGAUGACCGGGAACGGGUCAACCAGCAACUAGAGACACUGCAAGCUGAUAACGAUUUCCUGUCCGGUCGCUAUCUGGCGACAUCGGAAGAAAUCGAGAAUCAGUACAUAAAUCUUCCCAACACUGUUGUUGAGCUGCAGGAGCUAAUGCUGCGCCAGCAGAGCGAGCUGAUACAGGCUCGCGUGAGUAGCGAAUACGAGAAACAGAAGUGUGUCAGCUCGCUGGAUGAGAUUCAAAUACUCCGCUCCCAGCUCGAGCAAAGCAACAACGAGAGACGGGCCUACAAGAGCAAAGUGCAAUUAGAUAUUAAGUCGCUGCAAGAUCGUGUUACGGAACACCUGGUCGCCGUACAAUCGCAUGAAUCAUCUAAAACAUUAUUGGAGCGCAAGGAAGCUGAUCUGAACAAACAGCUGUCCGAGUGCCGUGUUGAGAUUAUAGAACUACAGGAUGCCAACGAGAAACUAGGAAAAACCAAUUCAGACUACAAGUCCAAAAUCAAGACACUUCAGGAGGAGUUGUCCACAAUGGAAACGGUGCAAAAAGAUUUCGUUAAAUUAUCGCAAACGCUUCAGAUGUCCUUGGAGGAGCUGCGUCAUGCCGACACCGAUGUGCGCUGGCAGGAUGACGAUGAUGUAAACAACUGCCCCACGUGUAAUGCAUACUUUACGGUAAUGGUGCGGAAAAUCCAUUGUCGGCACUGCGGACACAUCUACUGCGAUAAGUGUCUAACGAAAACGGUGCCAUCGGGACCACGGAAACGUGUAGCCCGGGUUUGUGAUAUCUGUCACACGUUGCUCACGCCAAACACCGCUCCCUACUUUAGUCACGAGCCGCCGCAGUCAAACUAGUCGGUUCCCCGCUCGCCCUAAUGCGGUGCGUCACUAUUUAUUUUGUUCUUUCGUAUAUGUACUGUGUACUUUUGUGUACUAUAAUUAAUCUUUUGAUUUCGAUUAUUUGUUUUCCCUUGACACACUGAACAGAGUCAUAUCCAGAUGCAAAUAUGCGUUAAAAUUGCAAUUUAUGUAAAGAUGUAACGAUGUAACUCAGUCAUCUAGUUUUAUUAUAUCCCUUUUUUAUGUGUCGUGUUAGCUCUUUUUUGUAGAUUGGUAGGUAAGUUCCCAUUAUUGAAUUUAGCGCAAGCAAAGCAAAAAUACUUAUAUUUAAAAAAUUGAAUAAUAGUUGUGUGCACUCGA